This is a messenger RNA of Oikopleura dioica, 1053 nucleotides long. The record is from the annotation of a GenBank genome assembly. Lineage: Eukaryota; Metazoa; Chordata; Appendicularia; Copelata; Oikopleuridae.
AUGGCUAGGGUUAGGGACCCUAACUUAGGGUGGUUGAAAUUUUUUAAAAUAAUUUUUGGUGAACCCCUUGAAAAGACAACUGCUUUUCUCUCAGCUUGGAUUUCUUAUAAACCAGAUGACGUCGUAGCUGCUGUGGACGAAGUGGUGGAUGCUGUUAUUGAUGAAACAUUGAAUUUUAAUAGACCAAUUCAAUUUUCUGAUGAUUUGGAGCAUGUUUACCCAAUACCUUUCCGCAAAAAAGAACGCUCUCUGGUUCCAGCAAAGUACCUGAAUAGUCAACAAUCAAAAACAGGAUCAAACUAUCUCGCGUAUAUUGUUGAACAACCGGAAGAAUGUGACGCGAAAAUUGUUAUUACUGUCAAGUCAAGCGCUGAUCAUUUUGAGCAUCGAGAAGCAAUUAGACAAUCUUGGGCGCCAAGAGAAGCAAGGAAAGAAGAUGUCCAAGUAGUCUUUCUCGUUGGACAAGGAAGUGAUGUAAUCAACGAUGAAAUCAAAGAAGAGUUCUUCAAACACAAAGAUCUGGUGAUCGGAAACUAUGUCGACUCGUACCAGAACCUGACGAUAAAAGCCAUGACCGGAAUCGAUUGGAGAGCAAGAAACUGUCACAAUGCAGAGUUUGUGCUCGCCGUUGACGAUGAUACUUUCGUCAAUUUGGACGACAUGAUGACUCAUUUGCAGCGACUCCCGGAAGAGGAAAACUUCAUUGAGUGCUCUGAAAGAACAGUGACUAAAGGAAAAGUCUGGCGGGAAGGACAAUGGGCAGUUUCCGAGGAUCAAUACGAGUUUGACGUCUAUCCGAAUUACUGCAACGGACCUUGCUAUCUCAUGCCAGUGGAAACGGCUGAUCUUCUCCUAGGAGCGUCGAGAACGACUCCAUCUGAUCAUCCAGCCGACGACGUCUUCAUCAGUGGCAUUCUUCGCGUAAAAACGGAAGUGCCCCUGAUUCAGUACACCCGCACUGGCGCUCCUGGUUGGUGCCAAGAACUCAACAACAGAAAACCACGACUUCCACAGCGAAUGGUCAAAGAACAUCUCAAGAAAUCGCAGCUCUAA